Molecule: messenger RNA, 561 nt
Organism: Lotus japonicus
Lineage: Eukaryota; Viridiplantae; Streptophyta; Magnoliopsida; Fabales; Fabaceae
Exons: 4
Coding region: 1-561 (186 amino acids)
Source: RefSeq, a predicted model, not a curated record
AUGGCCCUUCGAGUUGAUGAUGUCUCCAAAAUUGAUGCUUCAAAAGAUACAUGGACCAUCGUUGUGAAGGUUAUUCAGCUGUGGUUAACACCUAGCUACUCUGGUUCCAAGCUUCCUUCAUCCUUGGAAAUGGUUUUAAUGGAUUCAAAGGGUUUCAAAAUACAUGCUACCAUUAGGCGAACCUUGGUUUACCGAUUCCAAAAUCAGAUCUCUGAGGGCCGUGUGUAUCAGAUGUCCUUUUUUGGUGUUUGUGAAAACGGAGGUGAUUUCAGGACGACCUGCCAUCCUUACAAGAUAAAUUUCCAGAUGCAUUCCAUUGUUAGGGUCAUGGCUAACACCUCCAUUUCCGGAAAGCCUUUCUCCUUCAUGGCUUUGUCUGAUGUUGUGUUCAAAGAACCAGACACAUCCUUUCUUAUUGGUAUCCUAACUGGCUCAUCUGGGGAGCAGGAGUUUGAAAAACAUGGUAAAGUUCAAAAGAGGAUUACACUUGAAAUUGAUCAAGAUGGAGUUCGUGUUGAGGCAGCUUUUUUUGGGAAAUAUGUUGAUGAAAUCGUUAGGUAG